This is a messenger RNA of Oikopleura dioica, 222 nucleotides long. Lineage: Eukaryota; Metazoa; Chordata; Appendicularia; Copelata; Oikopleuridae. The record is from the annotation of a GenBank genome assembly.
AUGAAAUUCGCCUUUCUUUUUGCUCUUAUUUCCUCUCUUCAUGCGAAUUUUAUCGAAAAAUUUCUUCAGGAAAAGGAAAAUUCGAAAAUGAACCCGACCAAAGGCGAAAAUCUGAGAAGUUACAUGAUGAAACCGGGUGCGUCAAACUUUCUUGACAGCUAUCUGAAGAAUCUCAAGAAAACGACGCUUUUCCAAAAUGUUCUUCUUGGAAAAACUCAAUAA